Molecule: messenger RNA, 1332 nt
Organism: Ascochyta rabiei
Lineage: Eukaryota; Fungi; Ascomycota; Dothideomycetes; Pleosporales; Didymellaceae
Exons: 2
Coding region: 1-1332 (443 amino acids)
Molecular function (GO): oxidoreductase activity, acting on the CH-CH group of donors; flavin adenine dinucleotide binding
Source: RefSeq, a predicted model, not a curated record
AUGUCGUCGACAGCGUACAUUCCCUUCUCCGAGCCCGGCUACAUCGCGGGCCUGCCCUCGCCGUACUACCAGGCGACGCACUUGCGAUGGCAGAAAGCGUGCCGUGCGUUUGUGGACGAGCAUUUGAUUGAGAAGGGGCUGGAGUGGGAUACAGAGGAGACGGUGCCGCCGCAUGUGUUUGAGACGUUUGCGAAGGCGGGGAUGCUGCUCCCUACGCUGCCGGCGCCGCUUCCUGUCGAGUGGCUGAGGAAGCUGGGGAUACGCGACGUGCUGGGUGUGGUGAAGGUGGAGGAGUGGGAUUAUAUUCAUACGAUGAUCUAUGCGGACGAGAUGGCACGUACUGGCCUCGCAGGCCCCAGUGGUAGUUUGACCACGGGCAUGGCGUUCGGUGUACCGCCUAUCAUCAAGUACGGCGACAAGCAGCUCCAGGAACGCUUCCUCCCUGACCUCCUUACCGGCAAGAAACGCACUUGCAUCGCCAUUACCGAGCCGGAAGCUGGGUCCGACGUUGCAAACAUUACCACCACGGCUGUCAAGACACCGGAUGGGAAACACUACAUUGUCAACGGCACGAAGAAGUGGAUCACAAACGGCAUCUGGUCUGAACUGUCGUCUAUGGCGGUGCGCACGGGUGGGCCGGGGCCAAGUGGACUGAGCAUGCUCGUCGUCCCGCUCAAGGGAAAUCCAGGCGUGAGCAUGAGACGCUUGAAAGUCGGCGGCCAGGUGUCCGCAGGAACGACGUUCAUCGAGCUCGACGACGUCAAGGUGCCGGUUGAGAACUUGAUUGGCGAAGAGGGUCAGGGCAUGAAGUACAUCAUGACAAACUUCAACCACGAGCGCCUCACCAUCGCCAUCGGGGCCACUCGUCAGUCGCGCGUCGCGCUUGCCGCAGCAAUGGAAUAUGUGCUCAAGCGCGAAGCCUUUGGGACGCCGUUGAUCGACCAACCAGUCGUUCGACACCGACUCGCCAAAGCAGGCGCCCUGCUCGAGAGCCAGUGGGCGUGGGUAGAACAAUUCGUGUACCAAAUGACGAAGCUGCCAAAGGCCACGGCGGACAUUGAGCUGGGCGGUCUGACAGCCAUGGUCAAAGCGCAGAGCGGUAUUGUGCUGAAUGAAUGUGCGCAGACGGCGCAGCUGCUGUUUGGCGGGAACGGGUAUACCAAGAGCGGACAGGGAGAGUUGGUUGAGCGUAUCUACCGCGAGGUACCUGGCAUCAGGAUACCAGGCGGCUCAGAGGACGUAAUGCUGGACCUGGGAGUGCGGCAGUUGGUCAAGAACUUCAAGAACAAGACAAAGGCUCUGGAGCGACCGCAGGGCUCCUCCAAGUUGUAG